This is a messenger RNA of Peniophora sp. CBMAI 1063, 1737 nucleotides long. Lineage: Eukaryota; Fungi; Basidiomycota; Agaricomycetes; Russulales; Peniophoraceae. The record is from the annotation of a GenBank genome assembly.
AUGUUCUCCAAGGUUGCCAUCGUUGCUCUCGCCGCCGGCGCUCAAGUUUCGUUCGCCGUACCCCUUACCCAGGAACAACGCUCUCUUAAGGCCGUCGGUACGGCUCUUGUCGGCGGCGCUGCUUCUCUGAUCACCGGAGAGAUCCUCAACAACAAGCGCUCGGAGUCGGGUGUUAUGGUCGAUACCCAAACUGGUACGAUCUACGCCGACAUCCCCGAUACCAAGGACACACGCUCGCUCAAGGCUGUUGGAACGGCUAUCGCUGGUGGCAUUGCUUCAGGCGUGGCCGGUGCCGCAGUCAAGAGCGUUCUCGACAACCGCUCUUUGUCGGCCAUCGAGAACUUCUUCAAGAACCUCAAACGUGACGAAGGUCUCCAGGCGCGCUCGCUCUCUGCCAUCGAGAACUUCUUCAGCAACUUGAAGCGUGAGGAGCCGGAGGCACGCUCUCUCUCAGCGAUCGAGAACUUCUUCAAGAAUCUCAAGCGCGACGGUGAUCUUGAUGCGCGCUCGCUCUCCGCCAUUGAGAACUUCCUCAGCAACUUGAAACGCUCCGAGACUUCUGGUCUCCUAGUCGACACCGAGACGGGUACCCUUUACAUGGAUGUUCCCGAUGCAGUCGAGAGUAGGUCGCUCAAGGCCAUCGGGACUGCCGUAGCGGGCGGUAUCGCGUCUGGCGUCGCUGGUGCCGUGGUCAAGGACGUCCUCGGAAACAACAAGCGCUCCGGGCUCUCUGGUCUGAUGGUCGACACGGAGACCGGCACAAUCUAUGCGGACAUUCCCGACGCAAACGAAGGCCGCUCGCUCAAGGCCGUUGGGACUGCCAUUGCUGGUGGCAUUGCAUCCGGUGUAGCCGGUGCUGUUGCUAGCGAUGUUCUCGGGCGGUCUGAGCCCUCGGGUCUCAUGGUCGACACUGAUACCGGCAUCAUCUAUGCUGACGUUCCCGAUGCAAACGAGGGCCGCUCUCUCAAGGCCAUCGGCACCGCGGUUGCUGGGGGCAUUGCGUCUGGCGUCGCUGGUGCUGUCGCGAAGGACGUCUUCGGCAACAACAAACGUGCGGUACCCUCUGGGCUUAUGGUCGACACCGAUACCGGCGUGCUGUACAUGGAUGUUCCCGACGCGAACGAGGGCCGCUCGCUCAAGGCUGUCGGUACCGCUCUUGCUGGCGCUGCUGCUUCAUACGUCACUGGCCAGAUCCUCAAUAACAAGCGUGAUUCUGGCCUCAUGGUCGACACUGACACCGGUGUUAUCUACAUGGAUGUUCCUGACGCCAACGAGGACCGCUCGCUGUCAGCCAUCGAGAACUUCCUCAGCAACUUGAAGCGCGACGAGAACGAAGCCCGCUCCUUGUCCGCGAUCGAGAACUUCUUCAAGAACCUCAAGCGCGAGGAGCCCGAAGCCCGUUCGCUCUCGGCGAUUGAGAACUUCUUCAAGAACUUGAAGCGCUCGGACGACCUCGACGCUCGCUCGCUCUCGGCGAUCGAGAACUUCCUCAGCAACUUAAAGCGCGAGGAGCCGCAGACCCGUUCUCUCUCGGCAAUCGAGAACUUCUUCAAGAACCUCAAGCGUGAAGAGCCCGAGGCGCGCACCCUCUCCGCCAUCGAGAACUUCUUCAGCAACUUGAAGCGUGAGGAGCAUGAGGCGCGCUCGUUGUCGGCCAUCGAGAACUUCUUCAAGAACCUCAAGCGCUCUGACCUUGUGGAGAGCAUGGCAAAGCGUGCGAUUGACGAUCUCGAGUAA